AUGGCAACCCAGGCUGUUCCCCUCCACACCUCUAUCACCAACCCCUGGUCAUUAGGCCGCACACAGCAACAACUGGGAGACAGUGGUUGCAGCAAAUCAGGCUCGAUUUGUGCCAGUCGUUGGCGGAAUCUCGUAUGCUGCGUUGCGCCAUGGGAGGGCAAAGGAGAAGCGCCUGGUGCUGCCGGAUCGAUUGACCGGCUAAGCUGGGUGCUUCCUGUUAUUGUUGUUUUGAUUUCUGGUGCUGACGCCAGCAGCCAGCGCAGCGCGUGUGGGAACAAACAUACCUACUUGACGAACCGACAUCAUCCGUCUUGUUCCCCCUCCUUCCUUCCUGUCCUUGUCUUGCACUGCUGUUUUGAUUUCUUCGCCCGUUGCACAUUCUCAAUACAACUAUUAUUUUCUAUACCAAAAUAUUCAGAUGUUGUAAUCUGCCUCCAAACAAUUCUGGAACAUAUUUUAUACUCGAUUUCAGUGCAUCGAAGAAUCUGCUCCAUUAGUGUACCGGUACGGUGA
This is a messenger RNA of Pyricularia pennisetigena, 513 nucleotides long. RefSeq lists its product as uncharacterized. Bases 1 to 513 code for a protein of 170 amino acids. The record is from RefSeq and is a predicted model, not a curated record. NCBI's taxonomy places the organism in Eukaryota, Fungi, Ascomycota, Sordariomycetes, Magnaporthales, Pyriculariaceae. The transcript has a single exon.